This is a messenger RNA of Calidris pugnax (ruff), 2362 nucleotides long. RefSeq names its product phosphoglucomutase-2-like. Lineage: Eukaryota; Metazoa; Chordata; Aves; Charadriiformes; Scolopacidae. The coding region runs from base 228 to 2057 and encodes 609 amino acids. The record is from RefSeq and is a predicted model, not a curated record. The transcript has 14 exons. Gene Ontology annotation, biological process: purine ribonucleoside salvage; carbohydrate metabolic process. Gene Ontology annotation, molecular function: magnesium ion binding; phosphopentomutase activity.
GGCCCCUGCCCAGGCCCUGACCCGGGGCCCGGCCGUAGCCGAGACCCCAGUCCAGGCGGGGCGGCCCGGCCUAGGCCCGGCCCCGUCGGGCGGAACGGAGGUGGGGCGGCCCGGCCCAGUCCCAGUCCCUGACCCCGGGCCCGGCCAAGCCCCCGUCGGGCGGAGCGGAGGGAAGCGGAGCCGGCGCCGCUGCGGAAGAGGGAGGGGAAGGAGGGGCAGAGGCAGUGAUGGCAGCGCGGAGCUCGGGCGGGGAUGCCGCGCUGCGGCGGGCGGCCGAGCAGUGGCUGCGGUGGGAUAAGAAUCCCAAAACUUCUGCGACAGUGAAGCAGGUGCUGGCUGAAGGAAAUGCCGGGGAGCUGCAGAAGUAUUUUGGGUCACGGAUGGAGUUUGGAACGGCCGGGCUGAGAGCUGCCAUGGGAGCAGGGAUCUCCCACAUGAACGACCUCACCAUCAUCCAGACCACCCAGGGGUUUUGCAGAUACCUUGAGAAGAAUUUCAGCGACCUGAAAAAGAGAGGAGUUGUGAUUGGUUUUGAUGCUCGUGCCCACCUUUCCAGCGGAGGUAGUAGCAAAAGGUUUGCCAGACUUGCUGCUAAUACCUUCAUCAGCCAAGGAGUUCCAGUUUAUCUCUUCUCUGAUAUAACACCGACUCCUUUCGUGCCGUACACGGUAACUCAUCUGAAGCUUUGCGCCGGAAUUAUGGUUACGGCUUCCCAUAAUCCCAAACAAGACAAUGGUUACAAGGUUUACUGGGAAAACGGUGCUCAGAUCAUUUCCCCUCACGACAAAGGGAUUUCUCAGGCUAUCGAGGAGAACCAGGAGCCGUGGCCUCAGGCGUGGGACGAGGACCGCAUCGACGGCAGCCACCUGCUCCACGAUCCCUACGCCAGGGUCAAUAAGGAGUAUUUCCAAGACAUACAGAAACAGUGUUUUUACAGGAAUAUAAACAAGGAAACAAAUUUGAAAUUUGUUCAUACUUCCGUGCAUGGCGUAGGUCAUAAAUUUGUGCAGUUGGCCUUCAAGGCUUUUGACCUGAGCCCUCCCUUUGCCGUUCCGGAGCAGAAGGAUCCCGAUCCAGAAUUUCCCACAGUCAAGUAUCCAAAUCCUGAAGAAGGCAAAGGGGUUCUGACGUUGUCUUUUGCUUUGGCUGAAAAAGAUGGGGCAAAAAUCAUUUUAGCAAACGAUCCUGAUGCCGAUCGACUUGCGGUGGCAGAGAAACAAGAGAGUGGUGAAUGGAAAGUGUUUUCUGGCAAUGAGCUGGGAGCUCUUCUGGGCUGGUGGAUCUUCACUUGCUGGAAAAAUAACAACAAGGAUGGUCGUGCUCUUAAAGAUGUCUACAUGUUAUCCAGUACGGUCUCUUCCAAAAUCCUGAGAGCCAUUGCACUAAAGGAAGGGUUUCACUUUGAGGAAACUCUGACUGGUUUCAAGUGGAUGGGCAACCGUGCCAAGCAGCUCAUGGACCAGGGAAAAGCUGUUCUUUUUGCCUUUGAGGAAGCUAUAGGGUAUAUGUGCUGUCCUGCUGUUCUGGACAAAGACGGUGUCAGCGCCGCUGUUAUCACUGCAGAGAUGGCCAGCUUUUUGGCAACCAGGAAUCUGUCUUUGUCUCAGCAGCUGAAAGCUGUCUAUGAUGAAUACGGCUUCCACAUCACCAAAGCUUCCUACUUCAUCUGCCACGAUCCUAAAGUUAUUCAGCAGCUUUUUGACAACCUGAGAAAUUUUGAUGGAAAAAACACAUAUCCAAAAUCUUGCGGUAGAUUUAAAGUUUCUGGAAUAAGGGAUCUAACUACGGGGUAUGACAGCAGCCAGCCAGAUCAAAAGGCUAUACUUCCAACUAGUAAAAGCAGCCAGAUGAUAACAUUCACUUUUGCUAAUGGAGGAGUGGCCACCAUGAGAACCAGCGGGACGGAACCAAAGAUCAAAUACUACUCGGAACUUUGUGCGCCUCCUGGAAACAGUGACGUUGAGCAGCUGAAGAAGGAACUAGACGAAUUGGUCAACGCUCUUGAAAAACACUUCUUCCAACCAGAGAAGAAUAAUCUUCAACGAAAGACUGAGUAAAAUAGCAAAUUUACUGCCUUAAUUGGUUUUUGCCACACUAGAAGUGCAUUAUUUAAGAAGUGAAGAUUUGUAGGACCAAAUAUCUGAGAACUCAGACUAAAAAGACUUCUAUGUUUAUUAAGAGUUAUUCCGGGUACUCCUGGAUCUAGUAUCAUAUUUUGGAAGGAAAGUACCUUAAAGGACCAAAAAACUCCCAAUCAGUUGAACUAAAAGCUGUAUGAACUAAAAGUUGACUGCGAAUGUAUUUCAAUCCAAAUUUGUUUUAAUUAAAUAUUGUAAGUCAUAUCCUGAUUUCUGAAAAAGCA